Molecule: messenger RNA, 1454 nt
Organism: Linum trigynum
Lineage: Eukaryota; Viridiplantae; Streptophyta; Magnoliopsida; Malpighiales; Linaceae
Source: the annotation of a GenBank genome assembly
AUUUAUCUCACGCGUUGUUUCCAAGCCUCAUUUUCUUCUCGUGUUUCCUUCCGCUGCUGCUGCUGCUCUCUCCUUUCGCGUUUCCCUCCCUCCCUCCCUCCCUCUUCGCCUGCCAACAUCUCCAGAAAGGUACGAUCUCCAUUUUCCGAGCUCCCGCCACCUUCUCGAUCUCGAUUGCGCUAGCCGGAAUUCCCCACUCCGCGUAGAGAAUUGUCCGUCUGAUGGAUUGCGAUUUUGAAUUUUGAGAUGGAUUUGUUUUGUCCAACUGAUCUGUGAGAACUUCCGUCCGGAAUUCGGUUAGAUCUGUUUGAUUUCCGUUUCGGCGCAAGGUAGUAGACGUCAUUAGAUUUGAUUCGCGCUGGAAUUGUGGAUUUGGAGAGCUAUGUGAUUUCUUCGUGGUUUUCGCUUUCGCGAUCAGCUCGCAUUUUUUGGUUUGGCGCGCUCUCGUGUUUGGUGGUAGAUCUCUUGGAUCUAUGUGUUUGUUGGUUCAUUUCUGGCGUUCUUAUGGCGUGGUUGAUUGAUUUUGUGCAGGGAUCAACAGCAAGGAAGAGAGAAAAAUGGGGCUGACGUUCACGAAGCUUUUCAGCCGGCUGUUUGCCAAGAAGGAGAUGCGGAUUCUCAUGGUUGGUCUCGAUGCCGCUGGUAAGACCACCAUAUUGUACAAGCUCAAGCUUGGAGAGAUCGUCACCACCAUUCCCACCAUUGGAUUCAAUGUGGAGACGGUAGAAUACAAGAACAUCAGCUUCACUGUGUGGGAUGUCGGGGGUCAAGACAAGAUCCGUCCAUUGUGGAGGCACUAUUUCCAGAACACUCAGGGCCUCAUCUUCGUCGUGGACAGCAAUGACAGAGAUCGUGUUGUUGAGGCCAGAGAUGAGUUGCAUAGGAUGUUGAAUGAGGAUGAACUGCGAGAUGCAGUGUUGCUUGUUUUUGCUAACAAGCAGGAUCUGCCAAAUGCAAUGAAUGCUGCGGAGAUCACUGACAAACUUGGUCUCCACUCCCUCCGUCAGCGUCACUGGUACAUCCAGAGCACCUGUGCAACUUCCGGUGAGGGCCUUUACGAAGGUCUGGAUUGGCUGUCGAACAACAUUGCCAACAAGGCUUAAAUCUGGUGAUGUGGAUGGCAGUUCUGGAUGCAGGGGUGAAUGUUAUCUAGCUUCUUCUCCUCUCUUUUUGAUCUUUUACCGUCAUUUCUUUUCUGUUCUCCCCCUUCCCCCUUCGGAGACAUUUGGAUUUUGUUUAAGCAUAUUUUUACCCCUUGUGUUUUUACUUUUUUGUUUCCCCGGAUCCCUUUGCUUUGUGGGGUGCCUUCUUUAUGUUAGGACCUUUUUUGGAUGUUUUACAGUGUAAUAGAAUAUAUACAUAUGCUGGUUGGGUCUUAUUACUUUUAUCGAACACGUUGCAUACGGGUGUAGUGUAGAUCUUCAUGGGAUCGUUAAUCAAAGACAACCCGUUAC